GAGGAGUCCGGACACACAGGAGGGUAUAAAAUAAAAGAAAGUGCAGGCAGGCUGAAGAUGCUGGCAGGCUGUAACGAAGCCAAGAUAACGCGUUCAACAUGGGUAACUGGAUUAUUAACAAUGGACUCACAUCCUUCAUACUGGUGGUCUGGAUGGGCAUCAACAUCUUUCUUUUCGUAUGGUUUUACCUCUUCUACGAUUUGGGGGAUCAGUUUUUCUACACGCGUCAUCUUUUAGGGUCUGCCUUGGCCUGGGCCAGAGCUCCUGCAGCUGUCCUUAACUUCAACUGCAUGCUGAUCCUCCUCCCUGUGUGCAGGAACCUGCUGUCUCUGAUCCGAGGCUCCUUCGUGUGUUGCGGCAGAACAAUGAGGAAACAACUGGACAAAAAUCUGAGUUUCCACAAGCUGGUGGCGUACAUGAUAGGGCUGAUGACAGCCGUUCAUACGAUUGCCCAUUUGCUGAACGUGGAGUGGCUCAACAACAGCAGACAAGGAGUUUAUGACAAGCUCAGCACUGCUCUGUCCAACCUGGAGGACACAGAAAACACCACAUACCUGAAUCCAGUCCGCACCACAGACAUCGAUCCGCAGCAGAUUCCAACCUACUUUGCCUUCACCACCAUUGCUGGCCUCACGGGUGUCAUCAUCACCCUGGCCCUCAUCCUCAUCAUCACCUCCUCCAUGGAGGUCAUCAGACGCAGCUACUUUGAAGUCUUCUGGUACACGCACCACCUCUUCAUCAUCUUCUUCGCUGGUCUCGUCUUUCACGGAGCCGGGCGCAUUGUGAGGAGUCAACAGAGCACAAAUCCGCCGCACAACUUCACCUUUUGUAAAGACCGCAGUGAUGAAUGGGGACGGAUCCCUGAGUGUCCCAUCCCUCAGUUUGCAGGAGGGUUCCCACAGACCUGGAUGUGGGUGAUUGGUCCAAUGGUCCUGUAUCUUUUUGAGCGUCUGCUGCGUUUCAUUCGUUACAUGCAGACAGUCAGAUACAGGAAGAUCGUGAUGCGACCUUCCAAAGUGCUGGAGCUGCAGCUGGUGAAGAACGGUUUCAAAAUGGAGGUCGGUCAGUACGUCUUCCUCAACUGCCCCGCCAUCUCUCAGCUGGAGUGGCACCCGUUCACCAUGACCUCUGCUCCCGAGGAGGACUUCUUCAGCGUCCACAUCCGCUCGGCCGGGGACUGGACCGACAAACUCAUCAGCAUUAUGCAGCAGCUGCCAGAGGGAGAACAGGGACCAAAAAUGGGAGUGGAUGGACCCUUUGGCACAGCCAGCGAGGACGUAUUCGACUAUGAGGUCAGCAUGCUGGUUGGUGCCGGCAUCGGAGUCACUCCCUUCGCCUCCAUCCUCAAGUCCAUCUGGUACAAGUUCAAAGACUCAGACCCCAAACUGCGCACCAGAAAGAUUUACUUCUAUUGGCUUUGCCGGGAAACACACGCCUUUGAGUGGUUUGCCGACCUCCUGCAGGUGCUGGAGAAAGAGAUGGAGGAGAGAGGCAUGGGGGAUUUCCUCACUUACAAACUCUAUCUGACCGGAUGGGAUCAAAGCCACGCCACUCAUGUGAUGGUUCACUUUGAUAAGGACACUGAUGUGGUCACUGGUCUCAGGCAGAAAACACACUAUGGCAGACCCGCCUGGGACAAGGAGUUUGAACAAGUCCGCAAAGAGAACCCCACGUCUGUGGUGGGAACUUUCUUGUGUGGCCCAGAAGCUCUAGCAAAAGUCUUGGAGAAGAAAUGUGUGAAAUACUCAGACGUGGAUCCCCGGAAGACCAAAUUUUACUUCAACAAGGAGAACUUCUGAGCAGGGAAACAAGAGAAAAGAAGCAUUAGGGAUUUUUGAAGAAGAAGUUUUCUCGGUCACUGUGGAUUAACUUAAGACAACUAAUGCUGACAUAAGUUGUCUGACGACCUGAGACAUUAGCUGGGUGUGUUUUGACACACUGUAUUGCACACUGAACAAGCAUGGCAUGUUAUUAACUCUGCACUUCUCAGGGACUGACUUUCCCUUUUUUCCAUCUUUAACCAUGAUGAAUCACAGCCUCACAAUCCGCAAUGAUUCAUGGUUUAUGUGGUCAGUUACACCUGUAAACUGUCAGGAACUUUAAUUUCCUGGUGGAAAUUAAAGUUCCUGAUGGUCUGAUACUUGAACAAGAUUAUAGGGAAGAAGUUUACUGAUACAGAGACAUCAGGGUUCUGUCUCUAUUGUAAAUUUGUUACUAUCUGUGUGGAAAACUACCUUUUUUGCACAAAGACAGAUUAACAAUUUAAUGUACUGCUUUCAGGUACAUAUGGCAAUUUACAGUUGACUACUAUAGCAGCUCAGCUAAGACUGCAGUUAUGCCCGUUCUUUUCUUUUGUGAAUGUAAGAAAACAGUAAACACAAAUUUCUUGGUUUAUCCAACCAGCAAGUCCAAAACCCAAAAAGACUAUCACAUGAGACAAACAGCAAAUCAUCACAUUUUUUUCUUGGGAAAAUGACAAAUGAUUAUUUUCUGUCAGUCAACUAUUUUAGCUCUAAGUCAGCAUAGUUCAUCUUUCUUAUGCAUAUGUUAUACCUGUUGUCGCCUGUGAUCAAAUACACUGUAAAUACUGUUAAUAAUGUCUUGUGAGUUUAAAUAAUUAUCACAUUUUUUUUCUUCAUUCUUUUCUGGUUCAGGAAAUAGGUUUCUUGGAAACAGACAAUGGUUUAUUAUAACCUGUCAAAUUGGCUGCUAUUUCCUUAUCAGAGUGUACAUGCAAACCAGGAGGAAGACAGUCACGUAGGCUGUGGUUAAUCAUGCUUGGAUGAUCUGGGAGGAGUCAUGGUUUUUUACAUUAUUUUCAUUAUUUCACAAUUUGCUGUUUUUAUGGUCUUUCUUAUACUCGUUCCAAACUCCUUUUGAAUAAAUGAAGACAAGCUG
Molecule: messenger RNA, 2898 nt
Organism: Toxotes jaculatrix (banded archerfish)
Lineage: Eukaryota; Metazoa; Chordata; Actinopteri; Toxotidae
Gene: nox1
Product: NADPH oxidase 1
Exons: 13
Coding region: 99-1799 (566 amino acids)
Biological process (GO): defense response; superoxide anion generation
Cellular component (GO): plasma membrane; NADPH oxidase complex
Molecular function (GO): superoxide-generating NAD(P)H oxidase activity
Source: RefSeq, a predicted model, not a curated record